Messenger RNA from Puma concolor (puma), 1155 nucleotides. RefSeq names its product tachykinin receptor 2 (gene TACR2). Gene Ontology annotation, cellular component: plasma membrane; sperm midpiece. The record is from RefSeq and is a predicted model, not a curated record. Gene Ontology annotation, molecular function: substance K receptor activity. NCBI's taxonomy places the organism in Eukaryota, Metazoa, Chordata, Mammalia, Carnivora, Felidae. Gene Ontology annotation, biological process: G protein-coupled receptor signaling pathway; positive regulation of flagellated sperm motility.
AUGGCGGCCUGUGAUUUUGUGACUGAUGCCAACAUCUCGCCCGGCCUUGAGAGCAACGCCACGGGCAUCACGGCCUUCUCCAUGCCCGGCUGGCAGCUGGCGCUGUGGGCCACCGCCUACCUGGCCCUGGUGUUGGUGGCCGUGACGGGCAAUGCCACGGUCAUCUGGAUCAUCCUGGCCCACCAGAGGAUGCGCACAGUCACCAAUUAUUUCAUUGUCAACCUGGCCCUGGCUGACCUCUGCAUGGCCGCCUUCAAUGCCGCCUUCAAUUUCGUCUACGCCAGCCACAACAUCUGGUACUUCGGCCGUGCCUUCUGCCACUUCCAGAACCUCUUCCCCAUCGCGGCCAUGUUCGUCAGCAUCUACUCCAUGACCGCCAUCGCCACUGACAGGUACGUGGCCAUCGUCCACCCCUUCCAGCCGCGGCUCUCAGCCCGCGGCACCAGAGCGGUUAUUGCAGGCAUCUGGCUGCUGGCCCUGGCCCUCGCCUUCCCCCAGUGCUUCUACUCCACCAUCACCACGGACCAGGGCGCCACCAAGUGUGCGGUGGUCUGGCCCGAAGACAAUGGCGGCAAGAUGCUCCUUUUGUACCACCUCAUGGUGAUCGCCCUCAUCUACGUGCUGCCUCUCGUGGUGAUGCUCUUCGCCUACAGUGUCAUCGGCCUCACGCUCUGGAGACGCGAGGUCCCCAGGCACCAGACGCACGGCGCCAGCCUGCGCCACCUGCAGGCCAAGAAGAAGUUUGUGAAGACCAUGGUGCUGGUGGUGGUGACCUUUGCCGUCUGCUGGCUGCCCUACCACUUCUACUUCAUCCUGGGCAGCUUCCAGGAGGACAUCUACUACCACAAGUUCAUCCAGCAGGUCUACCUGGCGCUCUUCUGGCUGGCCAUGAGCUCCACCAUGUACAAUCCCAUCAUCUACUGCUGCCUCAACCACAGGUUUCGCUCUGGAUUCCGGCUUGCUUUCCGUUGCUGCCCAUGGGUCACGGCGACGGAGGAGGAUAAGAUUGAGCUGACUCACACUCCAUCCCUCUCUGUGAAGGUCAACAGGUGUCACACUAAAGAGACUUUUUUCAUGGCUGGGGACACAGCCCCCUCCGAGGCUACCAACGGGCCGGCCGGGGGCCCCCAAGACGGGCUGCCUACUGAACCCUGA